Messenger RNA from Gekko japonicus, 1352 nucleotides. RefSeq names its product histone H1x. The coding region runs from base 181 to 861 and encodes 226 amino acids. The record is from RefSeq and is a predicted model, not a curated record. Gene Ontology annotation, cellular component: nucleosome. Gene Ontology annotation, molecular function: structural constituent of chromatin; DNA binding. Gene Ontology annotation, biological process: nucleosome assembly. The transcript has a single exon. Lineage: Eukaryota; Metazoa; Chordata; Lepidosauria; Squamata; Gekkonidae.
GCAGAUCGCUUUGCCGAGCCGGAGAGAAGGGAGCUGUAUUCAUCUCCACUUGCAGCGUCGACCCAGGUUUGGGGCGUCGGUUUCCUUGUGCCCCAAGAACCGCCGAGCGAGGCUAAGCCGCUCGCCCCUUAUCUCUGACCCCCAGCCUCUCCCGAAGGAGCUCCGUCUACGUUUGGCACCAUGUCGGUUGAACUAGAAGAAGCCGACCUGCCCCUGACUGAGGCUGAAGAGGCGCCCCUGGCUCCCGAGAAGAAAGGCACGUCCAAGAAAGCCAAGGCGGGCGGCUCGUCCCUCUCGCCCUCCAAGAGGCGGAAGAACAACAAGAAAAAGAACCAGCCGGGCAAGUACAGCCAGCUAGUGGUGGAGACGAUCCGCAAGCUGGGCGAGCGCAAUGGCUCCUCGCUGGCCAAGAUCUACAACGAAGCCAAGAAAGUGGCCUGGUUCGACCAGCAGAACGGGCGCACCUACCUCAAGUAUUCCAUCAAGGCGCUGGUGCAGAACGACACCCUGCUCCAAGUGAAGGGCACCGGCGCCAACGGCUCCUUCAAGCUCAACAAGAAGAAGCUGGAGGGCGGCGGCGAAGGGGGCGGCGGCGGCGCCUCCCACGCCAAGACCCUCAAGAAGGCGGUGGCGGUGGUGCCGGCGGCGGCGGCUUCCACUUCCCGCAAGGCCGAGAGGAAGCCCGUCGUCAAGAGCAAAAAGCCCGAGAAAAAGUCGCACAAGAAAAGUGUCGGCGGCGGAUCGGUGAAAAAGGACAAGGUGAAAGCCAAGAAGGCGGCCAAGAAGACCGCGGUCUCCCCCAGCGCCAAGAAGGUGAAGAAGUCCGCAAAACCCAAGGCGCUCAAGAGCCGGAAGGCGUGAAACCCUCGCGGGGGGAGGGGGCGCAGAAGAUGGCCCCCCCCAGCACUUUGGGCAGGAAGAGGGCAGAUCCCUUUGACUCCCCUGCCCGGGACUCUGGACCGCAAGACGUUGACUUUGGCUCCAAGCGCAGAGCCACGUUGUUAUCCUUUUCGGUUUUAUUUCGUUGACCCCGUUUUGCAGCUUUUAUUGGGGUGGGGGAUACGUGGGUUUUCCCCCUCCAUUCCCUUCGCCCCUGCCAGCUCCCCUAGGGGGGCGGAGUGUCUUAAGGUGAGGUACUUCAUCAUCGCCCAUGGUUUCUAGCCUUGGGGCGGGCGUUGUUUUAAAAAACAGCGUUAAAUGCAUCUAAUAUUUCCACCCCUUUUCUUCCAGAUCUGGGAAUGGAAAGCUUGUGUGAAUGUUUAAAUAGGAAUGCAAACAGGUCCCCCCCCCCCUUUGAUGCCACUGUGCCGCCAUGGCAACGGUCCUUUUAGGCUGGGUUUUCCCUUCUCAUA